Nilaparvata lugens (brown planthopper) is the source of this 957-nucleotide messenger RNA. RefSeq lists its product as uncharacterized. Gene Ontology annotation, biological process: DNA integration. The coding region runs from base 1 to 957 and encodes 318 amino acids. The record is from RefSeq and is a predicted model, not a curated record. Gene Ontology annotation, molecular function: nucleic acid binding. The transcript has a single exon. Lineage: Eukaryota; Metazoa; Arthropoda; Insecta; Hemiptera; Delphacidae.
AUGGGUGAUUUGCCUGCAUGCAGGGUACUCCAGAGUGAACCGUUCGGACAGUGUGGUGUUGAUUACGGUGGGCCUGUACGCAUCACAAUGGCUCGACGCAGAAAUCCACUCAUCCUCAAAGCAUACAUUUGUCUAUUUGUUUGUAUGUCAACAAAGGCUGUGCACAUAGAAUUGGUUUCUGAUUUAUCUACGCCGAUGUUUCUUUCAGCAUUUCGCCGAUUUUUAUCUCGACGCGGACCUUGCCGUGUAAUUUAUUCCGAUAAUGGUACAAAUUUCGUUGGUGCGCAUGCACAGCUGGUACAGUUAGCGAAAUUAUUGGAUUCGUCGGAGUUUCAAAAUACAAUUACUAAUGAGCUGGCUGAUUAUCGAGUGGAUUGGAAAUUCAUUCCCGCUGCUUCCCCAAAUUUCGGUGGAAUUUGGGAGGCCAACAUAAAAUCGGUCAAGUCGCAUUUUAUAAAAGUGAUUGGCGAUCAACUAUUGACCUAUGAGGAGAUGAAUACUGCGUUGGUUCAAGUGGAGGCGGUGUUGAACUCUUGGCCGUUGUGCCCUUUGAGCGAGGAUCCGAACGAACCUCUCGCCUUAACUCCGGCUCAUUUUUUGAAGUUGACACCGUUGACGGCUUUUCCAAUGAAGGAUGUGACCGACAUUCCCGUCAAUCGUCUCACUCGUUACGAACUCAUCGACCAGCUUGUUCAAUCGUUUUGGAAUAGGUGGAGAAAGGAGUAUCUCCAUGAAUUACAAGUACGUGGAAAGUGGUCCAAGUCAUCACCUCCUCUCACUGUUGGAACGGUUGUGAUAGUGGAUCAGCCUAAUCUACCCCCAUUGAAGUGGCCUCUGGGAAUCAUUGAGGAAGUGUUUCCUGGAGCCGAUGGUGUCAUACGUGUGGCAGUAGUACGUUUAGCUACUGGUCGUUUCAAACGUCCUGCCACCAAAUUGUUUCCAUUGCCCACACAAUAA